Leptosia nina is the source of this 900-nucleotide messenger RNA. The record is from the annotation of a GenBank genome assembly. NCBI's taxonomy places the organism in Eukaryota, Metazoa, Arthropoda, Insecta, Lepidoptera, Pieridae.
AUGAUCCUGCGUCUUAUAUACACGCCUUUAACAUCUGUGAAGGAGAGUCCAGUGUAUCUAUUAAGAAAUAUUGAGAGAAGAGCACACUACAAAGGUGGUUCUAUAGACUCCAAGGCUUUGUUGGAAGAGUUUUCGCUAUUAAAGCAAAGAUUGCAGCCAGCUGUAGAGCUGAUACCAAGUGAUGAUACAGAAGUGGAAAAAGCAGAAAAAGAAGUGUUCAAAGAAGAUACAGAACCAGAAAAGAGAAUGUCGUCUUUCAAGAUGUUAUUUGUUUCACCAUCUUCACGACGUGGCUUCACUGUUGUUGCAUCUGUUAUAUCCCUACAGGUUAUGAUGGGAAUGGUUCCAGUACAAGUGUACGCCAAGGAUAUCUUCUCUCAAGCAGCUCCGAGUUUAUCAUCUCAUCUUUGUUCAGUGCUUUUUGCUCUAGUGCUGAUGGCCGGCAGUAUGUCAGCUGCUUUGUUUUCUGAUAAGUUAGGAAGGAAGCCUUUACUAAUAACAUCAGCUAUCGCUGUGGGUGCCUGCUUAGUUUCCAUGGGCUUCUUCAUGCAGACCAAUAUUGCCCCUCCAGCAGUUACUGCCAUUCUCAUCCUGCUCUACUGCUUUGCAUUUAUGCUUGGUACAGGCACCGUGCCAUACAUACUCUUGGCAGAAGUUUUCGUUUCUGAGGUCCAAAGCCUCGCAUCAAUGAUUCUCAUGGAGUGGGUCUGGUUGCUGAACUUCUUCAUCCUAGCUAUAUUCCCGUACAUGGUGCAAUUCCUCGGCAUCCACGGGUCUUUCUACUGCUUCGCCAUCUUCGCAGUUUUCGAUGUACUUGUUGCAGUGUUCAUGGUUCCAGAGACAAAUGGGCUUACGAAAGAACAAAUUCAAGAAGCAUUUUUAGGGCGGCGAAAGAAAUAA